Molecule: messenger RNA, 711 nt
Organism: Seminavis robusta
Lineage: Eukaryota; Bacillariophyta; Bacillariophyceae; Naviculales; Naviculaceae
Source: the annotation of a GenBank genome assembly
AUGAAUCGAACCGACACGGUCACACGAUCGUGUUGUGCUGUACGAUACGUUUGCAGCAGUCUUGCAGCCGUGGUACGAAUAGUACGGUACGACUGUAGCUCGUGGCGAGAUCCACCAACAUCAGCUAUCUCUCAUCAUCCAUCAUCUGAAACCUGUGACAGUCCCACAGUCCCACAAGCACCAAUCACUCGCUUGCUUGAAUGGUUACAUACAUGUAGCCUAUGGUUGCAUCCAAGCAAGUCCCGUCUGCAUUUCCAGCGAACUCCAAUGUCGUCGCCUGAAGAGAUCAUGCAAAGUCAGUCAGUUUCGUUCCGGCAGGUCCGCAAUGCAGCCAGGCAUGGACGUGAUAAACAGCAGUGGUGGAUCAAGAAGCAGCAACAGCUUCAACGGGAAGUAGAGCUUCUGUAUGAGCAGGCAGACCAGGUGCCACUGUCUCUUGUCAACUCCAUUUUCAAAAGGCCACUAGAGGACCAAAUGGAAAUGGCACCAUCCGAUAUCAAAGCCUGGCUUUCAAAUUGGAUGCCAGUGGUGGACAAAGCAAGUAGAGAGCAGCAACAACUGGCCGCAGCCUUCCAUGAGGCAGCAGCAACUUUGGAUCAGGCUUUCGGGUCUGACCUUGAUUUAGAUGACAGCAGUGUUGACACUAUCAGCAAUAGUGCAGCUAGUAGAAGUGCUGAUGACAGCAGCAGCUGGGGCGGGUCCGGUUGGUGA